AGACUUUUUGCCCUAAAAAAAUGAGAGCAAGAACAGAGCACAAAAAAUGAUCAGAUUUGUUCGCUAGCAGUUAGCACACAUGGCUGUCCUUCCCUGUUUUUCUGUAUUUCUCCAUUCCAUGUCCUCUCAAGUUCCACCCACAGUCCACUCCAGACGUUUACUUUCCUCGUUCUCCACUUUGAAACUCCUCCCAUUUUCAAUUUCAAGCUUUUCUUCAUGUUCGUCAAUGUCGCUGUGAGCGCGAAACUUUGAACACUUCCUUCAGCAGUAGCACAAGAAUCGCGGUUACUAUGGUAUUCAAAGGCAGGUUUUUCUCCUCCUCAAAGAAGUCUGAUUCUUCCAGUCCCGAUGGAUCCAGUCCCCGAUUCCUUGGUUCUAACUCGCCCAGUAGAUCCGACAAGAAGAAGAACAAAUCAGCCGCCAAAGAUGAACCCCAGAUUUCUAAUACCACUACUAGUAGCUUCAAAGGUACUGUUCUGAAAGAUUCUAGUAGGAGUAAGGAUUGGAAACGAAAAGAUGGUCAAGUUUUAUUGCCGACUGAGACGCCAUCGAAGUCCGAGGCAAUAUCUGGAUUGAGCUUAGGGCCGAAGGUUAAGAAGUCGAGUGAUGUGAAGGAUGUGGCCUCAUCGGUUUCGCCUAUUCUCGCAUCAUCCCUUGGAUUGAAUAGGAUAAAGACAAGAUCAGGCCCGUUGCCGCAGGAGAGCUUUUUGGGGUUUAAAGGUGAUAAGGGCUCAUUGGGUUCGAGUAAUCUUUCCAGGAACUGUGGCAAUGGAAGCUCAGGCUCGAAUUCUGGUUCGACAUGGUCGGCUUCUUCUAGUGGAGGGAAGAGAGAGGCGGCGAGCCAGAAGAGAUUGGGGUUUCAGGACAAUGUUAAAAGCUAUAUUCACAAUGCUAGCAAUCCCGACAAUAUGGCAACUGGUAAUGCAGCAUCUACUGAAAGGAGUCCAAAUUUGUUAGGACAGCCUCGGUUGCAGAAUGUCGAAUCAUCCAAUGAAGCUGGUAUUGUUUGCUGGUCUCUAAUUUUGAAAAGCCUGUCGAUAUCUUCUUCUUAUGAUUGCGAAAAUCCAAAAGAGUCUGAAUCUCCACGCUUUCAAGCUAUACUUCGAGUCACAAGUGCUCCUCGAAGGAAGUAUCCUGCGGAUAUCAAAAGUUUUUCCCAUGAACUAAAUUCAAAAGGUGUACGACCUUUCCCACUCUGGAAGUCACGUCGUUUAAAUAAUUUGGAGGAGAUCUUAGUUAUGAUACGAGGAAAAUUUGACAAGGCAAAGGAAGAAGUAAAUUCUGAUUUGGCCAUUUUUGCUGCUGAUCUGGUUGGAAUUCUUGAAAAAAAUGUUGAUACUCAUCCAGAGUGGCAAGAGACCAUUGAAGACUUGUUGGUUUUAGCUCGAAGCUGUGCCAUGUCAUCUCCUGGUGAAUUUUGGCUUCAGUGUGAAGGCAUUGUUCAGGAAUUGGAUGAUAGACGCCAAGAACUUCCUCCAGGCAUGCUGAAACAACUUCAUACUCGAAUGCUGUUCAUUCUCACUAGAUGUACCAGGCUACUACAGUUCCAUAAAGAAAGUGGCUUAGCAGAAGAUGAAAAUGUUUUUCAGCUUCGUCAAUCACGAAAUCUGCAUUCUGCCGAUAAACGUAUUCCUCCAGCUAUGGGAAGGGAAAUGAAAAGUUCUAAUGCAGCCAAGGCUUCUAAGGCAGCUUCAUCCAGGAAAUCUUACAGCCAGGAGCAGCAUGGCUUGAACUGGAGCAGAGAACACGACAUGCUGCCUAGGAAUAAUGUCUCUGCAUCUUCUGAUGAUACUUCAAAGAAGUUGGAAUCUCCUACUGGCAGAGACCGGAUGGCUUCUUGGAAAAAAUUGCCUUCUCCGGCAGCCAAAAGUGUGAAAGAACCUACUUUGAAGGAUAAAGGUGAUAAUAAGAGUUUUAAAUCUUUGAAUGUGCCAAAAAUCAGGACUGAUGUUUCUGAAACUGUUUUUGCUGCUGCAAAUGAGCUUCCUCUGCCAAGAGAUUCUCAUGACCAGCCUCCCAAGCACCAACAUAAACCUUCUUGGGGUUGGGGUGAUCAACCAUCUGUAUCUGAUGAGAGUUCAAUCAUUUGUCGCAUUUGCGAAGAAGAGAUUCCUACUGCAAAUGUGGAAGACCAUUCAAGAAUUUGUGCAGUUGCUGAUCGAUGUGAUCAAAAGGGUAUAAGUGUUAAUGAACGUCUACUCAGAAUUGCUGAAACUCUAGAGAAGAUGAUCGAGUCCUUUUCGCAAAAAGAUUCUCAACAUGUAGGAAGUCCAGAUGUUGCAAAAGUUUCAAAUUCUAGUAUGACUGAAGAAUCUGAUAUUUCCCCGAAACAUAGUGAUUGGUCCCGCAGGGGCUCAGAAGACAUGCUCGAUUGCUUCCAUGAAACUGAAAAUUCUGUUUUCAUGGAUGACUUGAAAGGUUUACCUUCCAUGUCUUGUAAAACUCGUUUUGGUCCAAAGUCUGAUCAGGGUAUGACAACAUCAUCUGCUGGUAGCAUGACUCCUAGAUCUCCUUUAUUAACACCAAGAACCAGUCCGUUUGACUUGUUUUUGGCCGGGAAAGGAGCUUACUAUGAACACGAUGAUCUUACACAGAUCAGUGAUCUUGCAGAUAUUGCACGCUGUUCAGCAAAUGCACCUCUGGGUGAUGAUUGCUCGAUGCAAUAUCUGUUGACGUGCCUUGAAGACUUGAGAGUUGUCAUUAACCGCAGGAAGUUUAAUGCACUGACAGUUGAAACUUUUGGCACUCGCAUUGAGAAGUUAAUACGGGAGAAGUAUUUGCAGCUUUGUGAGCUGGUGGGUGAUGAAAAGAUUGACAUAGCGAGCACUGUUAUUGAUGAAGAUACUCCUCUAGAUGAUGACGUUGUUCGUAGCUUAAGAACAAGUCCCAUCCAUUCUUCAAAGGACCGUACAUCAAUUGAUGACUUUGAGAUUAUAAAACCUAUCAGCCGUGGGGCAUUUGGCCGGGUUUUCCUGGCUAAAAAGAGGACAACGGGGGACCUUUUCGCAAUAAAGGUUUUGAAGAAAGCUGAUAUGAUUCGAAAAAAUGCUGUUGAAAGUAUUCUGGCAGAACGUGAUAUUUUAAUAUCUGUGCGCAACCCUUUUGUGGUUCGCUUCUUCUACUCCUUUACUUGUCGUGAAAAUUUAUAUCUCGUGAUGGAGUAUUUGAAUGGAGGAGAUCUUUACUCCUUGUUGAGAAAUUUAGGCUGCUUAGAUGAAGAGGUUGCUCGUGUAUAUAUUGCAGAAGUGGUUCUUGCUUUGGAGUAUUUGCAUUCACUCGGGGUAGUUCAUCGUGACUUAAAGCCAGAUAAUUUAUUAAUAGCACAUGAUGGUCAUAUUAAGCUGACAGAUUUUGGGCUUUCCAAAGUUGGUCUUAUCAACAGUACUGAUGAUUUGUCUGGACCAGUUGUUAGCGGUAUCACUCUUCAUGGGUAUGAUGAGCCUACAAUGUCUGCUUCUGAGCAUCAACAAGAAAGACGAAAGAAGCGUUCUGCUGUUGGCACACCAGACUAUUUGGCACCAGAGAUACUAUUGGGAACUGGACAUGGUGCCACAGCUGAUUGGUGGUCUGUCGGGAUCAUUUUAUUUGAGCUAAUUGUUGGAAUUCCACCCUUUAAUGCAGAGCAUCCCCAGACUAUAUUUGAUAACAUUCUCAACCGUAAGAUCCCGUGGCCUCAAAUACCUGAAGAGAUGAGCCACGAUGCUCAAGAUUUAAUUGAUCGAUUAUUGACUGAAGAUCCUCACCAGCGACUUGGAGCUAUAGGCGCACAUGAGGUGAAGCAGCAUAUGUUCUUUAAAGAUAUUAACUGGGACACGCUUGCCCGACAAAAGGCUGCAUUUGUUCCAACAUCUGAAAGUGCUCUUGAUACUAGUUACUUUACAAGUCGCUACUCAUGGAAUCAUUCAGAUGAUCAUGGCUAUCCACCCAGUGAACUUGAGGAUUCAAGUGAUGCUGAUAGCUUAAGUGGUAACAGUAGUGUGAGCAAUCGUCAAGAUGAAGUGGUUGAUGAAUGUGGGGGCCUUACAGAUUUUGAGCCUGGUUCUUCUGUCAAUUACUCAUUCAGUAAUUUCUCUUUCAAGAAUCUCUCCCAGCUUGCAUCCAUCAACUAUGACCUGCUUUCUAAGGGUUUGAAGGAUGAUCCUCCUGAUCACGAUGCAUAACUGUGUUAAUCCUCGCACGUCUGCCAAAUGCUUUCUGGCUAUUGGUUCGAUGUUCUUCCCUGUUUUGUAUCUGCAAUGUUCUGUACAUAGACAGAAAAGUUUUAGAAGCUAAAGCUGGUUUGUGAUGCUCUCUUUCAAAUUACAGACGCCAUCUUCAAACCAGGUGGCUUUCGACCUUCGUUUUCCUGUUCACUGUGUUUCUCUUCCUUCUCUCCACCCUCAAAUGAGUUCAGAACUUGAAAAAUUCCAUUGCUUAAAUGGUUCCCUUAACGUGUAUACCUGUUUUCUUAGACAAUCCAUACAUUUAUGUAUUCAUAAUAUAUAUUAUAUAUCAAGGAGAAGCAUCAUUGUGUACA
Molecule: messenger RNA, 4516 nt
Organism: Cucurbita pepo subsp. pepo (vegetable marrow)
Lineage: Eukaryota; Viridiplantae; Streptophyta; Magnoliopsida; Cucurbitales; Cucurbitaceae
Source: RefSeq, a predicted model, not a curated record